AUGCCUCCACUACCAUCUACUCCUGGGUAUUCCACUUUGUGUGAUGAAUUUCCUCUGUUAUCCUUCUGCUUUCAACCCAAGGCAGACAGUGAUACUAUUAAUGAAGACGAGAGUAUCGAUCUUGUCCUCCGCUAUCCAUUGCGACGCGCCGAAUUUGGCGAAACACUGGAAGAACUGAGACUCCUUGGCAGACACCCUGUCGCUCUAUCCAGCAUUCGCUCCGUAUUUGUCCACAAGGACGUAUUUGCUCGCGUCUCCAUGGACCAACAACAGGCACUCUACGCCACACUGGGAGAAUCACUCGGUGCUAAGUUGACCGAAUUCAGCUUGUCGUUGCUCAAAAUGUCCAUUCCUGCGCUUGCUCAGUUGCUGCAAAAGAUGCCCAACCUCGAAAAACUCCAUUUGGGACGCGUCAGUCUCGUGCAACGAGACCAGGCCGUACAACUCUACGCGGCGCUCCAGAAGAAACUCCCCAACCUACGCGAAUUUCAUUGGUCUUUAAUGCCGGCUCCGGACAAUGAAGCUCCGCUCUUUCAACCAUCCGACGACGACAACAACAAUAAUAACAAUCCAUGCAUGGAUCCCCUCCUAAUUUCGUUGGCCCAAAUUCCAACACUGGAAUGCGUCUACCUGGCCGCACAUCGACCUCGUGGCGGACGCAUUCAAACGGCGGCCGCCUUGAAAGCGCUCGCCCAAUCACACGUGACCGAUUUGACGUUGGUCAAUAUUCCAUUGACUCCGGCACAUGUCCAUGCCUUGAUGAUGACAUCCACAAACCACUCGUUUACAUCCCUCGCAUUGCUGCAUGCCGAAAUUGGAGACGUCGGAGCCCAAAUCAUUGUCCAAUCAGGACUUUUUAAGAACCUCAAAAAGCUCUACCUUCCCGCUUGUCACUUGACCGAUGUCAGUGGUAUCGCAUUAGCAGGUGCACUACGAAACAGUAAUACAAGCUUGCAAGUGUUGGAUGUACACGACAAUCACUUGACGGCGGCCUUUUGUCAAAGCUUGACUCUUCAGUCGUUGCAAUUCUUGGAUGUCAGUUACAAUCCUCUCAGAGACGCCGGUGGCAUGGCAUUGGCGGCGGCACUCGAACACAAUACGAAAUUGUCCACCCUCUACAUGUUUCAAAAUCAAAUUACGGACCAAACAUGUGCCGCCUUGGCGACGGCAUUGUAUUCCAAUCGACACUUGAAACAAGUCAAUCUCUACAACAAUCCAAAAGUGAGUACGCAGGGAGUGCAAUCCCUCUUGCAUCAUUUGGAAGAUACCAACUACGUGUUGGAACGAUUGGAAGUAUCGCCGUUGGAGAGUCGCGAGACGGAAGAAGCACUCGACUUUUUGCUGACGCUCAAUCGAAAUUACGGACGAAAACAAGUCUUGUCGUUGGAGAAGGAACAAGAGUACCUGGAACAAGGACUCGUCAAAGCCAUGGCACAAGACGAUCUCAAUUCGCUCUUUUAUUUUCUCAAACGAAAACCAACGCUCUGUCAGCAACAAAAACAACCGCCAUCACGACGAAAACCAUGUUCCAACCAAGCCAUUGCCACAAUUGCAUUGGAAGCCUGUGCCAUUGCCGGGGAAGGGAUGUGA
Seminavis robusta is the source of this 1590-nucleotide messenger RNA. The record is from the annotation of a GenBank genome assembly. Lineage: Eukaryota; Bacillariophyta; Bacillariophyceae; Naviculales; Naviculaceae.